Stereum hirsutum FP-91666 SS1 is the source of this 852-nucleotide messenger RNA. RefSeq lists its product as uncharacterized. The record is from RefSeq and is a predicted model, not a curated record. NCBI's taxonomy places the organism in Eukaryota, Fungi, Basidiomycota, Agaricomycetes, Russulales, Stereaceae. The transcript is spliced from 2 exons. The annotation marks the transcript as partial.
CUAAGCGAGGAGGCGAAAGCGAAGCUCCAGACGUUCUUCAAGCACGUCCGGUAUCUCAUCAUCGACGAAUAUUCCAUGCUCGGGAAGGCCUUCUUUGCCAAACUGUCGAGGAACAUCAGCAUUGCGAAACAACAGCCGGACCAUCAUCAAUUCCCACCUGUAAUGGGAGGCGAGCGUGAGGCAUUGUAUUGGCCAUGCAAUCCAGCCAACCAAUCCGUCGAAGCGCAGCUGGGACGAGCUAUAUUCGAGGAGUUCCGGGAGGCCGUGAUUUUGCGCGAGCAGAUGAGGGUGACGGACACUGUUUGGCGGCAGUUCUUGAGAAAUCUGCGAUUCGGGCGCGUUCAGCAAGAGGAUUUGGACAUGCUGCGACGGCAGAUCGUCUCACACAAAGACUGUCCACCCACCGAUUUCAGAAAAGAACCGUGGUCCAAUGCAGCACUUGUCACACCGCGACACGGUGUCAGGGAGAAAUGGAAUGCACAGGCCGUACAGGAGCAUUGUCGACGUCGCGGCGCGCGACGAUAUGUCGUCAGAGCGGAAGACACCAUCAAUAACCGAGGGAGACGGAGGGACUUGACACUAGAAGAACAGAUAGAGGUGCAAAAAAGGCGCUUGAAGUCAGGACGAGAAGAUAAACGCAACAGUCUCCCUGAUGUGGUAGAAAUCGCAAUUGGUAUGAAGGUCAUGGUGACGACGAACCUGGAGACAGACCUUGACAUUGCGAAUGGGGCGAGGGGCACUGUGGUUGGCAUUGUCUUACACCAGGCAGAGGGAGUCGUCGGGGACGGAGAUACUGUGACGCUUCAUCACAUGCCGCCGUAUAUCCUCGUGAGGCUGGAUAGGACGAGGGCG